AUGUAUGAUAAUAGUUAUGGUCGAACACACCUAACCAAGGAUACGCGGUUAUUCUUGGAGAAAGUGUUUGCCCAGAAACAGUGGUUGACCAAGGAGGAACGACAGUUAAUUGCCAGGAAAUGUGGACUUAGUCCCUUGCAAGUAAGAAUAUGGGUAUGUUAA
Messenger RNA from Arxiozyma heterogenica, 162 nucleotides. Its product is annotated as homeobox domain-containing protein. The record is from RefSeq and is a predicted model, not a curated record. Gene Ontology annotation, molecular function: DNA binding. Bases 1 to 162 code for a protein of 53 amino acids. Lineage: Eukaryota; Fungi; Ascomycota; Saccharomycetes; Saccharomycetales; Saccharomycetaceae. The transcript has a single exon.